CCGCGGGCUGCGGCCUCACCCACCCGGCCCUGGCCACGGGAGAUUUCUAGGAUUCAUUCUGUCUGGAUUAGCGUUUCCACCGAUGGAAACGGCCAGUAUGUGCUUCUCAUUUCAGUUGCUGCAGGUCAGUAAUUUAUUCCUCUGCAGUGGGUGAGCUGGCCGCCUCUUGCUCACUCUCUCUGGUCGUCGCAACGUCACCAAUGUAACCCAUCCGUGUGAUGGUCCAUGGGAUGUCCAGGAGACCCAGAAGUCUUCGAACUAUAUUACGACAAAGGGCAGGAUGUUCAUCAGGGACCAGAGCCCAGAGGACCAGACUCUAGAGGAGCAGGUUUUCUUUGAGUUCAUUUUCAGACUCUUCAAAGAAAAUAAGGUGGAGAUUGCAAGUGCAAUAACGAAGCCAUUUCCUUUUCUUAUGGGCCUCCGAGACCGUGGCUUCAUCCCUGAGCAGAAGUAUGAACAUUUUCAAGAAGCUUGUCGAAAUCUGGUCCCUAUGGAGACUGUGGCAUAUAAUGUUCUCAAUGAACUGGAGAAGAUAUUUGACAUAUCAGUUCUGAAUGUCUUGUUCAGCAUGGUCAACCUGAAGGCCUAUCCUGAUUUACAUGAAGUUUGCAGAAGCUUCCAAAAUGUGAUUCAUGAUAAAUUCCAUUACCAAGUUAUUGAUGAUGAAGAGACAAAGGAGAUGCUCAACUGCCAACAAAGCUGUGAACAAGGUGACACCCUACCUAGAGCCAGAAUCCCAGAGUAUUUCAGUGAUGGACAGCAAAUGAGCACAAGGGAAGAAGAUUCAGCUUGUGACCCAGGUAGUGCAAUGGAGACCCAGGAAAUGACAAAUGAAUCUGCCCAAGAAUCUCAACAAACAGAGUGCUGGGAACACUCACCUGUCCAAAUGAAUAACAUAAGAGGGUCAGAAGAUGGAUCCAGUUUACUGCCUCAAGAUGGACAAGAUGUCAGUGGGGUUUCAUUACUUUCUGAAGAGGACAGCAAGGCCUAUUGUGUAACCUGUGAUGGAGAAGAGCCCCAGGAAGCCUUGAGCUCCCCACCGAGACCUGAGCCAGUUUCCUGUAAGCACGAAGCUCUCCAAGGGACCAGUGGAGGUGAUUCCGAAGAGAUACCCAGACUGCUACCAGGUGAUGGGGGAGUGUCCUUGGAACUCGUAGAUCUACAAAUGGAUGAAAGAAGAGAAUUGGGAGAAAUGCCCCAGUUACUGCCUUAUGAUGGAGAAGUGACCUAUGAUUUCGAAGCUCCAGAAAUAACCAACGAAGAAGGAGAGGUGCUCAGCCUGCAGCCUGCUGAGGGCGAAGAAGACAGCGAUGCCUCUUGGGAGCCCUGCGAUGGAGAAGAGCUCCAGGAAGACUUGAGCUUCCCACGAAGGUGUCAGUCAGUGUCUUGUGAUCCCAAAACUCCCCAAAUGAUUAAAGAGGAACCAGAGGAGAUGUCCAGUCAACUACUAUGUAAUGGCGAAGUAUCUGGAGAACUAGAAGCUCCCCAAGUGGAUAGAGAAGGAGACCCCGAAGAGCCCGCCUCCAGCCUAAUGUGCCAUGAUGGACAAGGAGCAGAGCUACCAGCAGGUGAGAAUGAGGACUAUUCCUGUGUUAUGUGCUUCUCAGACGACGUGCCAGGAGGUCCGGAAGCAAGGACUGAAAGUAGCCAAGCAUGUGACACAAUAGAUCCUGUGGAUCUUGGAAGCAACUCUACUUUGGGAAAACCCAAGAGGAAAAGAAAAAAAAAGAAAGGGCAUUCCUGGUCAAGAUAUAAAAGGAAAUGGAGAAGAAACACACAUCAAGGAGUAUCUGGAGAACUAGAAGCUCCCCAAGUGGGUAGAGAAGGAGACUCCGAAGAGCCCACCUCCAGCCUAAUGUCCCAUCAUGGACAAGAGCUGCCAACACACGGAAAUGAGGAGUGUUCCUGCGUGAUGUGCUUCACCAAUUGUGAUUUGAGGCCAGGAUCAGAACUACCAGCACUUGGAAAUGAAAACUGUUCCUGUGUUAUGUGUCUCCCAACAGAGCUGCCAGGAGCAAGGACUGAAAGCAGCCGCGGUACCGUGGAUCUUGGAAACAGCUCUACUUUGAGGAGACCCAGGAGGAAAAGAAGAAAAAAUAAAGGGUACUCUUGGACAAGAAGAAAUAAAAGGACAUGGCAGAGAAAAAUAUAUCGAAAAAGGUCAAGAAGGUACAGAGGUGAAAGUGUGGAUUUUCGCUCUGAUAUACUUCCUGUUACCUGUAGUAAAAUGAAAGGGAUGUUAUAUAAGAAGAAAUUGAAGCAAGAAGGCAUCAGGAAGUGCAUACAGAGUGAGGAUGGAUACUGGCUCACCCCCAGGGAAUUUGAAGUCAUGGGAGGCCGUGCAGGAUGGAAGAACUGGAAGAUGAGCCUAUCCUGCGGUGGGAAAACCCUGAAAUGGCUGAUUGAGAAAGGAUUUCUAAACAAUCCUCCAAGAAGCAGAAUAAAGCGGAGAAUCUCAAAGUCUCAUGACAAUACCUUAGUUGAUCCAUAUCUGGGAAAUUCAGACGUGUGUGAGAUCUGCCGCGAUGGAGGAAAGCUCUUCUGCUGCGAUACUUGUUCGAGAUCCUUUCAUGGGUACUGUCACCUCCCACUUGUGGAACCUAAGAGGAGCCCGUGGAGUUGCACCUUCUGCAGGAUGAAGGCGUCCUCAAGAAGUCAGCAGUGUCUCAGGGAAUCUGAGGUCCUGGCGAGGCAGAUGGGGCCCGAGGAGCAGCUGAAGUGUGAGUUCCUCCUCCUGGAGCUCUACUGCCAUUCGGAGAGCUCAUUUUUUGCGAAGAUUCCAUAUUAUUAUUACAUCAAAGAGACUUCUCAGCACCUGAAGGAACCCAUGUGGUUGGACAAGAUCAAGAAGAGACUAAAUGAUCACAGUUACCCCCAAGUGGAGGGGUUUGUGCGGGACAUGCGCCUCAUCUUUGAGAACCACAAGGCAUCUUACAAGUACAAUGACUUUGGCCUAAUGGGACUUAGACUGGAGGCGGAAUUUGAGAAGAAUUUCAAAGAAGUGUUUGCUAUUCAGGAAACAAAUGAGAACAAUUUGCUGGCAUAGUGGAUGCUGUUGGGACCCUGGAAAAUCCCCUUUGGGGGCAGACUUCUCAUCCCCUCAGUGCUGUGAGGGUUGCCUGCCAAUCAGUCUCUCCCCAAAGUAUUGCACUGAACCCCAUCAAUGGAGCAUUCUUGGCAUGGAGGUUGUUAUCAGUGGAAGUGGAGUUCUUGGGGUGCCACGAGGAAGACAAUUUCCUGAGGCCCUCAUGGCAGGAUGGGGUUUUUUGGAAAGCUUUAUUAAUGAUGUAAAAUUAAGGGGGUUCCCCU
Molecule: messenger RNA, 3309 nt
Organism: Miniopterus natalensis
Lineage: Eukaryota; Metazoa; Chordata; Mammalia; Chiroptera; Miniopteridae
Source: RefSeq, a predicted model, not a curated record